AAUAUAUAAUAAAGUUAUGAAUGAGUUUAAUUAAAUGUUUCAAUAGGCAGUGGCAAUAAAAUCUCAUGAAAUGCAUUCAAAAAGAAAAGUAUUUGAAAAAUAGCCUUUGUUUAUAAAGGCAGGUUUAUAUUAUUUGAAUGAAUAUAUUGAAUAGAGAAAAUUAGAUAUAGAGUAAAGACUUAAUUUUGCAACUGAAUUAAAGGAGAAUGGAAAUAAAUUAUUUUAAUAAGGUAUAAAAAUAAAUGUAUUUACUUUUAAAGGUAAAUUUGGAAAUGCAUCUCAUGAAUAUGAGAAAUCAUUAAGUAUAUUUCUUUAUAUUGAGAAUAAAAAUGGUAAUUGGAAAAAUGAAGGAAUAGUAGAUGAUGAUUUAACAUAUAGGGAUGAUAAUAGUGAUUGGAGAAUAAUGGAUAUAAGAAUAAAAUUGUUGUUGAAUUUAUCAAUUUGUUAUAUAAAAGAGAAAUAAUUUAAGGAUGCAAUAGCAGCAUGUGAUUAUGUAUUGAAUAUAUAGGAUAAUGCAAAGGCAUAUUAUAGAAGGGCAAAAGUAUGAAUAUUUAAAAAGUUAGGCUAGAUUGGAUAAUAUAAAUGCAGAAGAGAGUGAUUAUAAAUAAGCAAUAGAAGAUUUAGAGAAAGCAUUAUAAAUUGAUGAUGAUGAGGCAAUACGAAAGGAUUUAACUAAAGCUAAAUUAGAAUUGAAAAAGAUGAUGAGAUCAAGUAUUGAAAUAUCAUAAAAUGUAAUGAAAAAUAUUGAAAAAACAUCUUUUAAAGAAAUAGAAUAAUCAUAAAAAUAAUAAGAAAUAGUUGAUGAAGAUUCAUCAUCAGAGGAAGAAGAAUGUGAAUAUAGUGAAGAUUGGAAAAAAUAUUCAUUUAAUACACUUUCAUAUGAACCAAGUUUUGAAGAAGACACAAGUAUUUAAGUAGCAGAGGAAAUCAAUGAACUUGGGAAAUUUAUUGAAAGUAGAGGAGUAUAGAUUUUACAUUUAUAUGAAACUCAAGGAAAACAUGAAGAAGCUGAAAAGCAUCGUCAAUUUUUAGCUUAAUUGAUGGCAGCUAAAAUGAAAAUUGAAAGAAUAAGUAAAUCUAAUUUUAGUAAACCAAUAAUAAAUGAAAAAGCAACAUAAUUUGGUAUUGAUCUAAGUGAUCCUAUUGUUUAAGAAGAAUUUUAACAAUUAUUCUAAUAAAAUAUGAGAGAUCUUAGAAAAUGGUUAAAAGAAUAGAAUUGGAAAAUGAGAAAGUCUAAGAUUAUAAAAAAGGUCAAUAAAUUAGCUAAAAAAGAGAAGGAAGUUAAAAUGGAAGAAGAAACCGGAACAAAUUCAAAAUAUGAUUUGUUAGUGUUAGGAAUUUGUGCUUUCAUUUUAUUGUUAAGUUUAUAUUAUUAUAUAUUUGAUUGAAC
This is a messenger RNA of Paramecium sonneborni, 1390 nucleotides long. NCBI's taxonomy places the organism in Eukaryota, Ciliophora, Oligohymenophorea, Peniculida, Parameciidae. The record is from the annotation of a GenBank genome assembly.